Suillus bovinus is the source of this 1145-nucleotide messenger RNA. RefSeq lists its product as uncharacterized. The transcript has 2 exons. The record is from RefSeq and is a predicted model, not a curated record. Bases 1 to 993 code for a protein of 330 amino acids. Lineage: Eukaryota; Fungi; Basidiomycota; Agaricomycetes; Boletales; Suillaceae.
AUGGCCUUCAAAAGCAAAAGCGUCAAGCGUUUCAGCGUUCGCAAUUUCCUCGCAGCGAUCCUUCACCCAUUCAUGUCAUCCCCAACUGACGCCCCUGGAGUGUUCACCCCGGCGGGCAAGCCUAGUCACAUCGACGUAGGACUUUGGCACUCGCUGCUCUUUACCAGCGAGCUUUCCGCACAAUGCAAGCUCGAACGCAUGGUCUACGGCAAAUGCACCAUCGAAUUUGAGCAUGAGUUUUUGCUCCUCCAUUUCCGUCAUCCAACGCAACACCACGCUGUCGCCAUCCUCACACUGGAGCGCACGUGUGCAGAAAACACCACUGGCUCAUCUAGAUCAGCCGGGCAGGCAGUCAUAGUCUCGCCAUCAGUAUCUCCAAUCACCGCUAAAGACACCAUCACCCCAACCACCAGCUCCAGCUUUACUAUCGAUUCAUACGUCACUCAGGAAUUUGGUCCGCAUAAGUAUCUUUUCGAACUUGAUUUUCCCGCUUCUGCUCGUCCGUCAGCGAUGCAGGUAUCCAUUCUGCUGUGCGUGCUCAACAAGCAUUCCCCAAUGUACGAGUUGUUGCAGUACCAAUGCUAUUGGUACGCGUACACUGUUUGGGAGGCACUCAAGAAGCUUUUUCCUGAGCACGUGGAGAGGCCUCUGAAUGAGGGGCGCUCUCGGUUUAAGGGGCAGCCUAUCAAGAAGGCCGAGAGUGUUAACACGGUGUGUGAGCAGUAUCGAGCCGAGUGGGCGCGGUUUGAGGAAGCGGCGGGAGAGAGGAGGAGGGCGAAGGAGGAGGAAGAGCGCCGGGUGAUAUUGGCGGAGGGACGGGCGCAACGUCAACCAGAGGUUGAUGACGAGAGGAGGCAACGAGAGGAAGCGGAGAGGAAAGCAAACGAGGCAGAGAAGAGAGCAGACGAAGAGAGGAGGCAAAGGGAGGAAGCUGAGGCUGAACUGAACCGAAUGCGAGCAAGAAUGGCGGAGCUCGAGCGCCGCGCCGCGUGAUACUGAUUUAACGAUUGCUUUUCCUCGUCAUCAACAUCCUCCUCACUAAUAGAUCCAAUUGCAAUGUACAUUGCCAUUAGAACAUAUCAGAAUUGUCUCCGACUCUCAAUCUGCAUGUAACUUUGACUCUGCAGGAGAACUUAAGGGUUUAC